AUGAUGAAUCGAAUUUUACGAACCACGGAAUUGACCUUAUUUUCCUUAGAUGAUCACACACUGCCAUAUUUUGCAACGUUUUUGAGAAUGCAACGUUUGUUUAAAGAAAACAACAAUCGGCUUACUUCUGACAGUAUUUACUUGUAUGAGGAUCGACAACAUUUAUGUUUGGUUUCCAACGAGCGUGCCUCCCUUACUUUUGGAAUUUCAACUUCUCAACCGUGUGCAGUGUUACAACUUACAAAUCCAUCGUUGUGGUUGAUGAGUUCAAGUUCACCAUCUGUGACAACUACUUCGAUUGAGGACGUAGCCACAAUUCAUAAUGGCGACAUCGAUCAAGAAGCAAAGCCUCUGCAACCUUCUAAACCUUUCAUGCUUUCUUUUAGUGAUCCUACUCCAAAUAUCUUUGGUGCUACCCCCAGCACAACUGAUAAUUUUUCAUUUGCCUCCACUGUGGUGAGUAAGAAGGACAAGGACGAUAUGAAUGAGCAGCAAUCACUCAUACCUCUUCAUGAAACAUUGGAAUUUCAAACAUCUGAUGAUUCUGAGGUUGUUAAUUCCAUACCAACAACAUCCACAGCUAUCUCGAGUGAUGACCAAGGACUAAAUCCCCCAAUGGGAACUUCUCUCUUCAACACCAGUAGUAGUAACACAGGUUUUAGCUCUAAAAGUACCACACCAGAGGCUCACCUUUCAAAGAUCUCCUUGAUUGUAUUCACACCCUCUAGAGAUACAUUCUCCCUUUCUCGCAUAUUGAGAGUUUUGACAGUAUUGGACCAUGUCCUUAUAUUGACAGCGAAUGGUGGAACCGUUGUAUUCACAAAUGAGAGCGUCAAGAAUGUUGUACUCAUUAACUCGACCACUAAUGAAAGUCUUCUGAACGAUCUCCAAACGUUGAGAAAGUAUUGUGUUAUGGAUGUUCCUCAGGCUCAUUUGGUGCAAUAUCCAGUGAUAAUAUUCGUGAAAAAAUGGAGAGCAAAGAUUCAAGGUUUCGCUUUUGGAUCCAAACAGCUAUUGUUGAGAGAUAUUAUCCAACAAUCUUCUGAAAAUGACCUUGAAAAAGCAAAAUCAUUCAUAUCUUACUUGAUCAAGGAUUUGAAAUAUCCAUGUCAAGACCUGAACUUGUUCGAUGCGUCCUUUCAUUCUUUGACUGAUCAAUGUAUUGCACAAUACGUUGUUUAUUUAUGUAAUGAGUAUCAGGGGGGAAGAUUAAUGAAAAUACCAGAAGAUGACAAAGGAUGUGAAGAGAUUUUAUUGGCGUUAUUGAGCUAUGGAUGGAAUUGUUGGAAUCAAAAAGAUGAAUUGAUUUACAUGAUGUGCUCGUGGAUUACUAAGAAACACUCUAUUUUGGAAUUUAUGUUAGUUAAUUUUUACAACACAUUGGACACCGAUGGAUUAUAUUCGUUGAUGGUACAUUGUUGUCGUCAAGUUAGAACACGAGCUUUAGAUGCCAUUCUUUCAUACAGUUUGUUGCAUAAGGAAGAACUAUUAAUGAACGCUCUCAUCAUGCCAGUGAAAUGCGCCAAGAGUCGUUCAUCCUUUAGUACAACGAUCGCACAAGGUGAAACUUUUACAACAUCACUACUUGGAGUAUUAUUCCAACAUGGAGCUCACGCCUGUAGUGGAUUCUUAUUGCAAAGAACAGUUGAAAGAAUGAGCCAUGAAAAGUUUGACAGUCUUGGCGUGAACGAGAAUGGAUAA
Molecule: messenger RNA, 1701 nt
Organism: Naegleria lovaniensis
Lineage: Eukaryota; Heterolobosea; Eutetramitea; Acrasida; Naegleriidae
Exons: 4
Coding region: 1-1701 (566 amino acids)
Source: RefSeq, a predicted model, not a curated record